ACUCCAUGUGCUGCCCAAAGGAAUGCGGAAAAGAAUGUACGGUAAAGCGUAAAUAUGGACUAUGUCCCACUUUUACUGACAAACCAUUGAGUUAUUGUAUGGUAGCUUUCGUUAUUUCAAAUUGUGGAGGUAAUGACGCAGACUGUUCAGAUCAAAUAUGUUGUGGCGUUACUUGUGGAAUAGGAUGUACAGAACCAGUAAAACCGAAUCCACCAAAACCAAGACAAGGAGUUUGUCCGCCAAUUCCUAAAGGGGGUGAUCCCAACUUUUGUAACCUUGUAGAUGUAAAAUAUGACUGUGACACGGAUUCAGAUUGUACGGAAAAGAAUAAAAAAUGUUGUGGGACACCAUGUGGGGGACGAGCAUGCACUAAUCCCAUAAAGGGUGAUCGUACUGGAUGUCCAUCGUGUAAAAUCCAACCGAGUUUAGGUUGUCCCGCGUGUUUCCAAUAUCUGCAGCUGUGCAACUCAGACAGGGAGUGUGGUCGAG
This is a messenger RNA of Mytilus trossulus (common blue mussel), 489 nucleotides long. Its product is annotated as whey acidic protein-like. Gene Ontology annotation, cellular component: extracellular region. The annotation marks the transcript as partial. The transcript has 6 exons. The record is from RefSeq and is a predicted model, not a curated record. NCBI's taxonomy places the organism in Eukaryota, Metazoa, Mollusca, Bivalvia, Mytilida, Mytilidae. Gene Ontology annotation, molecular function: peptidase inhibitor activity.